Messenger RNA from Salvelinus fontinalis (brook trout), 2996 nucleotides. RefSeq names its product CDC42 small effector protein 1-like. Gene Ontology annotation, molecular function: small GTPase binding. Gene Ontology annotation, biological process: regulation of Rho protein signal transduction. Gene Ontology annotation, cellular component: plasma membrane. The record is from RefSeq and is a predicted model, not a curated record. The coding region runs from base 1 to 354 and encodes 117 amino acids. Lineage: Eukaryota; Metazoa; Chordata; Actinopteri; Salmoniformes; Salmonidae. The transcript is spliced from 4 exons.
AUGCAAGGGGCGACGUUCUUGUUCUCCACCACGUCCUCCGCUGCCUGCAGGGCGUCCAGAGAGAAGCAGGGCCUCCGGACCCACUCAGAGCAAAGCAGCAGCACAGCAGGGAUGAGUGAGUUCUGGAACAAGAUUGGCUGCUGCGUGGUGGCCAAACCUCCACCGAGAAAGAGGCGCAGGAAAAUCGACCGCAGCAUGAUCGGCGAGCCCACAAACUUUGUCCACUUGACACACAUUGGCUCUGGGGAGAUGGCAGAGGGCCGGGCCCCGGCCCUACAGUACCUGAGGCAGUGGAAAUCUAGGGAGACGAGCAUCCACAGGAGAUUCAGUGAGAGGGAAGAGGUGACAUUCUAAACGUUAAGAGAAAGGAAUAGAACCGGACUUGGCACUGAGCCUUGGGGAACACUCAUCUUUUUUUGGGACUGGACUGGUUGCAACGCCAUUCCACCCUAAGCGACGUUCUUGUUCUCCACCACGUCCUCCGCUGCCUGCAGGGCGUCCAGAGAGAAGCAGGGCCUCCGGACCCACUCAGAGCAAAGCAGCAGCACAGCAGGGAUGAGUGAGUUCUGGAACAAGAUUGGCUGCUGCGUGGUGGCCAAACCUCCACCGGUGAGUUUGUCCCUUCUGAGAAAUUACUGGAACACACAGUAACUUUUUAGCUUCCGUGCUAGCCCUGCUUUUACAGCUCCAAGGUCAAUGGGUCAAGAUUAAGGGUUUGCCUGAUUUUAAGAUGUUUACCUGCCUCCAAAGAGUUUGGAUAUUAGAUUCACCACACCACCAUGUCUACAACUUCACUAGUUGAAGUUAGUUCAGCCAUGCCAGCUGUGGAUCCUCAAGAUGCAUGGCAUGGGAUGACAUGGGUAUCAUUAGCUGAUUCUUCAGCUAGUCGACAACACUAGUUAGAAGAGAGCCCUCUGCUACUGUCAGUCGCCUGAGAAAUAGGUCAGGUAGAUGGUGAGGGAGUGGAAGAAGGAAUGACUCUGGCGUUUUCUGUUGUUUUGAAGUGGGUGACCCACAUAGUCCCGACGGUCUGCCUAUCUGGAGGGCUAGACUUCAGUCCAGACAGACUGCUCUGUCAUUAGACAUUACCUCUUGAAUCAGGAUUAAGAAGACGUAGGUUAGGCUGGGCUCAACCUUAGUCUAGCUCAGACGUGUAACUUCAUAAAAAGAAACACUCCACUAUUACCAGAUCAGAAGAUAUCAAGGCUGUCCCAAGCACCCAUACACUUCACCUUGUGUUUAACCUUAAGGGCACUGUAAAACUAUUGUUGUAGUCGGCACGUCAUCGUCAUAGAAUUGGCAUUAAGUCAAAUAAGGAGAUUGUAUCCCUCCACAGCAUGUCUCUAUGGUAACUCCAGAACCCUCCCCUAACAAUUAAUGGGGUCUCUGAGGGGAAGUGGGCUUCUGGCAUGUGCUGCUAUUGAGCUCAUUCUUUUCCCUCCCUUCCUCCUCCCACCUUUAUUUUUAGGUCCUUGUUUAUUCUAUUGUUGGGACGAGAGAAGGCCAGACUAGAAUGUGUGUAUAGCAUGUAGUGGCAUACUAACAAGUGUUACUUCCCAGAAAGGCUUGCUUUGUCAAUUGUUUAUUUCUGAUAACAGUGCAAUGACUAUGUCGUUGGACCUGUGUAUAAUGUAAUUAACAUUCUUUUUAGUUUUUAUAAAUCCCUAAUUAUUCAAAUGAAUAAUUGCUAUGUGGCAUUUGCACUAUACAGUCAGAAUAUUGAUACAUUCAAUGUGGUCAUGAUCCAUAAUGUGAAAUGGCUCAUUAAUUCCUGUCAGUUCUGGGUCAUCUGUCUGCACCCAGCGUAGCCUGUUGUAACAAGUGGGGCUUAUUCCCAGCACUGCUGACAGGUGAUGACAUGCCUUUACACUGACAGAACUGAACAUCUAAUAAAACAAGUAUUAGAGAAGGGGAUGUUCAACGUUCCACUUCCAUUCAUGUCAUUUAGCAGACGCUCUUAUCCAAAACCACCUAUAGGAGCAGUUCAUGUCAUUUAGCAGACGCUCUUAUCCAAAACCACUUAUAGGAGCAGUUCAUGUCAUUUAGCAGACGCUCUUAUCCAAAACCACCUAUAGGAGCAGUUCAUGUCAUUUAGCAGACGCUCUUAUCCAAAACCACCUAUAGGAGCAGUUCAUGUCAUUUAGCAGACGCUCUUAUCCAAAACCACCUAUAGGAGCAGUUCAUGUCAUUUAGCAGACGCUCUUAUCCAAAACCACCUAUAGGAGCAGUUCAUGUCAUUUAGCAGACGCUCUUAUCCAAAACCACUUAUAGGAGCAGUUCAUGUCAUUUAGCAGACGCUCUUAUCCAAAACCACCUAUAGGAGCAGUUCAUGUCAUUUAGCAGACGCUCUUAUCCAAAACCACCUAUAGGAGCAGUUCAUGUCAUUUAGCAGACGCUCUUAUCCAAAACCACCUAUAGGAGCAGUUCAUGUCAUUUAGCAGACGCUCUUAUCCAAAACCACCUAUAGGAGCAGUUCAUGUCAUUUAGCAGACGCUCUUAUCCAAAACCACUUAUAGGAGCAGUUCAUGUCAUUUAGCAGACGCUCUUAUCCAAAACCACCUAUAGGAGCAGUUCAUGUCAUUUAGCAGACGCUCUUAUCCAAAACCACCUAUAGGAGCAGUUCAUGUCAUUUAGCAGACGCUCUUAUCCAAAACCACCUAUAGGAGCAGUUCAUGUCAUUUAGCAGACGCUCUUAUCCAAAACCACCUAUAGGAGCAGUUCAUGUCAUUUAGCAGACGCUCUUAUCCAAAACCACUUAUAGGAGCAGUUCAUGUCAUUUAGCAGACGCUCUUAUCCAAAACCACUUAUAGGAGCAGUUCAUGUCAUUUAGCAGACGCUCUUAUCCAAAACCACCUAUAGGAGCAGUUCAUGUCAUUUAGCAGACGCUCUUAUCCAAAACCACCUAUAGGAGCAGUUCAUGUCAUUUAGCAGACGCUCUUAUCCAAAACCACUUAUAGGAGCAGUUCAUGUCAUUUAGCAGACGCUCUUAUCCAAAA